Molecule: messenger RNA, 612 nt
Organism: Strongyloides ratti
Lineage: Eukaryota; Metazoa; Nematoda; Chromadorea; Rhabditida; Strongyloididae
Exons: 2
Coding region: 1-612 (203 amino acids)
Source: RefSeq, a predicted model, not a curated record
AUGGAUAAACUAUUGGAAAUUUCUCAAGAUAACCGAAACUUACUUAAUACUGUGAAUGAAAAAAUUGAUUGUAUCCUUAGGAGGAUUACUGUUCUUGAAGAAAAACUUUAUGCAAAUAAAGAAGAUAGAUCAAUUACACCAUCUAAUAUGAAUUGUGAAUCAUUAGAGAUUGGAGUUUUAGAUACAAAUACUUCUAGUAAUAAUCAUUUUGUAACUGACUCUGGUGCCUGUGAAGAUGAAUUUUAUGAUGCCAUACAGGGUUUGUCAUUAACUCAACUGGAUGGAGAAGUUUUUCAUUGUAGUCUUUACCAUAGUUAUAAAACUGGUAGUGCUAAAAGAAUUUCUAAGGUUGAGUGUUCUUUUAAAAGAAAAGGUCGGGAGACUGUUCUUGAAGUUAUUAAUGAUGCUUGUAAUGUAGAUCAUCAAAUUAUUUGUGGUGUUGAAGAUGAAAAAAUGUAUGGUUUUUUAGAUAAAGGAAAUCAUGCUGUUGUUGUAAUUAAGGCAGAUGUUCUUGUAUGCACUGUACCGAAUCUUCGCUCCAUUCUCCUUAAAUUUAAGAAUAAAAUUAUUGCUUCAGAAGUCUAUAAAAGAGUUUCAACUUUGUUUUUUUAA